GUACUGCACUUGGGAUAGUCGGUCCAAUGUUCAAGGCAUUUCCGUAACCACUUCGCAAAUAAUCUCACAGGAAUGUUCCGUUUAUCUUGAAAAAACUGCAAUAAUUGAUGGAUUGAUCGACUGUUAUAGAGUCACUUGAGUCACAAAAAAUCAUGGUGUUGAGAUCAAUAAACCUCUUAGCUUUAAAUUCAUCAAAAAUCCUCAGUUCUCGACUUGUUACAUCUCGCACUCAGCUGUUUUCGUUCCGAAAAAUGGCGUCCGAGGUUGAGAAGGCUCAAUCUGCUACAGCCGGCGGAGACACUAUUUUUGGAAAAAUUCUACGUAAAGAAAUUCCUUGCAAAUUUAUUUACGAAGAUGAUCAGUGCGUAGCAUUCCAUGAUGUCAAUCCUCAAGCUCCAGUGCACUUCCUGGUGAUCCCCAGGAAGCUAAUCCCUCAGUUGUCGAAGGCCGAGGAUGGUGACGAGGCGGAGCUGGGGCAUCUGAUGAAUGUAGCACGAAAAGUGGCUAAAGAGCAAGGUCUCGAUAAAGGAUUCCGUCUGGUGAUCAACGAUGGACAGGAUGGAGCACAGUCUGUCUAUCAUCUGCACAUGCAUGUCCUCGGGGGGAGACAAAUGCAGUGGCCACCUGGUUAAUUCCUUCAUUUUUGUACAUUCUUCUUUACGAAAGUGAAUAUACUAACAAUGUACUAAAGGCAAAGGAAUGAUUGGAAUAAAGGUGAAAAAUAAAUGCAGUUUAUUUGUCGCUGA
Messenger RNA from Diachasma alloeum, 746 nucleotides. It is a transcript of the gene HINT1, whose product is annotated as histidine triad nucleotide-binding protein 1. Gene Ontology annotation, biological process: purine ribonucleotide catabolic process. Gene Ontology annotation, cellular component: cytoplasm; nucleus. The record is from RefSeq and is a predicted model, not a curated record. Lineage: Eukaryota; Metazoa; Arthropoda; Insecta; Hymenoptera; Braconidae. The coding region runs from base 153 to 632 and encodes 159 amino acids. Gene Ontology annotation, molecular function: hydrolase activity. The transcript is spliced from 2 exons.